AUGGCGUCGUCAGCGUCACUCAAGGACCUGUCCAAAGCUCUGACAUCUUUCCUGUCAGCCUCGCCGUCUCUGCCUUUCUCCGACGACAUCACGCAGGUCAUCGAAGCGUACCUGAACAAGCACGAAGAGUAUAGCGACUCGAGCUCCGACAGACUGCAAGAUGAUCUGCUUGGUCUAUACGAGAAGCAUGUCAAGGGCACGCCGUCCAAGUAUGCUGUCUUCAUCCACAUCUUCCGCCUUUUGGUCCCAGUGCUCCGCACACCGGCCCGCCUCUUCAAGUGGUGGGAUAUCUUGAAUGACCCGGUCUUGGAGAACUUCACCCGGGAAAAGGGCUUGAUGGAGGAGUCGCAUAACGCCACCCUCGAGGUUUUGAUGCUGGGCCAUGUCGAUAACGACGAUUCGACCGCCGAACCUACCGUAAACCCUUUCGCGCAAAGACUGUUGUCCUCGUGGAAGGACAAAUACUACAAGACGCAGUCGGGGAAUGACUUGACUGGGGAAUCGAGCGAGCGCGCAAUACGCCAGGCUCUUCUCACGUAUGGAAAAAAAAGGCCCAAGGACUUUCUCUUCACCCUCGACAAGUCGUUUGUUCGCAGCGAGUGCCGAGCCCGCGUUGCCAGACUCUUGUGCGAUGAGAGGAUCGGGGUGAUUGAAGCUACAUCAGACGAAGGCGAGCAGAAGGCUUCAAGCUCGGGAUGGGAGACCUGCCAUUUCUCCCCCGAAACCGACGACAUCGAUGUUCCUCAUCUCGCUAAUUAUUUCACCAUUCUCUACGGCUUGUAUCCCAUCAACUUCAUGGAUUACAUCAGGAAACCGCAGCGAUAUCUUCGACAUGCAAACGCAGCAAACCCCGACGAGGUGGAAGUUCAGCCAACCGAAAUACGUCACAAGUCCGAGCGCUUUCGCCAAAGCCAUCUGUUGCAUCCCAACUUUUACACUCUCACCAUUGAAUCUGAAAAGACAGACUUUGGCCGUUGGAUGACCAGCGAGCCGGCCGAGGUUGUGGCGGAGUGUAUGGCGUUGCGCUUUUCUGCGGACACUUUCGCUGUUGUCAACCCUGACGUCGCUCAGGCCGCCGAGGGUGAGGGCUCGCUUCUCAGUGACGAGUCAGAUCGUGACGGGCUGGGGCCUGCUUUGUUGAGCGAUGCUGCGCCGGGGGCUGGUGCCGAGAGUUGGAGGACCAUCCGAACGCCAGAGGAAGCUUCUCGGGCGAGUAGUCGCGUUCAUUCGACUGCUCAGCGUCAAAGUUCGCUGUCAAGCCAACCGUCCAACCGAAACUCACUGGAGGCACCCAGGACCGAUGUGCCCGGUGACAGUCCAACGUUGCCGCCGCAACUCAACCCGUCUUCCUCGCACACGCAUCUACAAGAUAUGAUUCACUCAAAUAAGGUGAUCAAGUCUGGACUUCAUCAGUCUCUGGCCAAUGACAGUGUUCCCUCACUGGCCCUCAGCCACCAGGACUCUGCAGGCGAGAAGUCAUCCACACAACUGCCUCCGCCGCCCGCAAUCUCCGCGCCGUCCUCCGCAGCUGACGGGCAAACCCAAAUUGCGUUCUUGCAGCGGCAGCUUCUCCUUCUACAAAACGAUUUGAACUUUGAGAGAUAUCUCAAGCAGCAGCAUAUGGCGCAUAUAGGCGAGCUACGACGGAGACAGGUCCAGGAAGCAGCGAGCGAGGCUGAAACCCAGAACCUCAUCUUGAACAAUCGUACUUUGCGCAAACGUCUGGAAGACUCGAAGAAGGCUGAGAUGCAAAUCAGAAAGGAGUCCGAAAAGAGUCGAACGCUGGCCAAGAAGUGGGAGUCUGACCUGUCUGCAAAGUUACGAACCUUGCGCGAGGAGUCUCGGAAGACGAAGUUAAAAAUUCAGUCCUUGCAGCAAGAGUUGCACGCCGCGCGAGAGGAGUGUGAGAAGCUCAAGAAGCUGGUCUGCGAUGCAGAAGUCAAGGAACUCAACUCGAAGCAAAACAUGCAAUCCAUCGAAAUAAAUGCCGCCGACAUCGAUCGGUUGAGGGCAGAGGUAGAGCGACUCUUGAUCUCGGAGAGAAAUCUCCAGGCCAAGGAGACGGAGAGGCAAGAAGCUCUAGCUUCUGCAUCCCAGGCAGAGAACAAGGCCACGAUGCUGGAUUUGAAACUGCAAGCUCGCGAGGAAGAGUUGCAGAAAACGAAGAAGCUAUUUCAGACGCAGAUCGGGGUUUUGAAUGCAAAGCUUCUGGAGGCACAUGAAGGACUGCACAACAGAAGGACAGCAGAGACCAAGGCUGCCGUGGAGAGUGCUUUGGCUGCAAGCCGGGCAAAGCAAGCUGAGCUGCAAAAACAGUAUACGACCCUGAUGCGGAAGUACACGGUCUUGCAGUCUCAAGUUGAAGAAGGCAGAUUCGCGGUUGGGUCGUCAAACUCUCACACGCGGCCCGACUUGCCCUUCCGCAUGGACGUGGACGGGGCGGACUCGACUCAUUCGACCAGUCCCGUGACGAUGAGAGCUAGCCGUUCUGGACUCCACCGAGUCUUGUCAGAUAACUUUCUGCCGUCGUCGUACAGCAACACGCCGCCUAUCAUGACCAACCCGUCAACCCCGGUACCCGCGGGUGCAUCGCUCGCGCCGGCACCAUCCAGUCCACUAGAGGCGGACGAAGCUGCCAGCCCGAGCACGACUGACCCACGAUACUUUGGCAGAGGUGGCGUUCAGAAUCGGCGCAAAGAUGAGAAGGGCAAGGGCAAGGACGAUGGCGAUAAGAAGAAGAAGUCGGGAGUCAUACGUGGCAUCCGCGGAUAUGUGUAA
Molecule: messenger RNA, 2778 nt
Organism: Colletotrichum chrysophilum
Lineage: Eukaryota; Fungi; Ascomycota; Sordariomycetes; Glomerellales; Glomerellaceae
Exons: 5
Coding region: 1-2778 (925 amino acids)
Biological process (GO): negative regulation of TOR signaling; regulation of cell cycle
Cellular component (GO): TSC1-TSC2 complex
Source: RefSeq, a predicted model, not a curated record